UGCCCCGCGCACGUAGCUCCGCAAACAAAGACACUCCGGUGGGGAUGAAACCCGCGGCCUCGGUGAGGCUCUUUCCGCCUAUUUGAGGCGCCGCGCCGCGUCUGCGGUUAGUACGGUAAUCCCCACACCGGGUCUCCGUUGAUUCAGAGAUCAGAGUGAAACGAUGUUGCUUUAAACCUCACGCGGUCAAAGUUGUUUACCUCUUCGUUACCUCUGACGUAACGACACACCCCUGUUUGAGGGGGGCGGAUCUGCGCGUUACGAGCACGGGCGCCGACCAAACACGCCCGGCCGGGGCUGAGACGUUACCAACCACAGCGCAAGAGACACGCAGAGCCCACCUGUGAUUGGUUACCGUAGGGGCUGGGGGGGAAAUCCCUCUUUUCCCGUAGAGGUCCUGGGGAGGGGGCGGUGCAUAACAACAAAAAAAAAAAAAAGUAAUGGCCAUCUAUUUGGGUCCUGAAGAAGGAGGGAUAGCGUAUUUCUCGUCGGACUAGCUGAGGUGUGAUUGAGUUUUCCCCCCGUUCCCGCAUGCGUUCGCCCCUCCGCGGUACCGCGUUGCGCCUCGGUCGUUUCCUCGUUAGCUGUGCGCGGCGUGCGGUCUCAGAAAGGUUAAUACGCUGGCUGAACUUGGUGCCGCGUUUUAGGGUUAACGCAGCCAGCUAGCCACGCUAAGCUACUACCACCACCACCACCACCUCCUCCACCGCCGCCGCCGCCGCCACUACCACCGCCGCCGCCGUGCGAGCCAGCGUCUGGAAGGGCGUACGAGUUUGACGUUUUUCUCCUCACAUUUCUCCGAGUGUCGGCGCGGCGCGGUCCUCCCUCCUUUCAGCCGAAGCGCAGCCCAACAACAUGGAGGGGACACGCUUUACGGGAGCAUGAAGACGGCGAACGACGACUAAAAAGGGAUUAAAAGCAACUCGGUCUUCAUGGGGAAAAGUUCAGCAGAGGUACGAAACUCGGCGUGCACGGGGAGGAGGAGCGGCAGCUCGAGUCUGGAGUUCAGUUUGUGGAUUAACAACUUGGGCCAAACCGAAGAAAGGUUUCCUCUCUUACCUGUUGUGCAAGGGCAUGCUUAAACCUCAGUGAUGGAGCCCACAGUUGUGAGUACAUCCACUCUGGCCCCUGAUGAGUUUGACAGGAACGUGCCACGGAUCUGCGGUGUGUGUGGCGACAAAGCCACUGGCUUUCACUUCAACGCCAUGACCUGUGAGGGAUGCAAGGGCUUUUUCAGGCGCAGCAUGAAGCGCAAGGCUGCCUUCACAUGUCCCUUCAGCGGCAGUUGCACCAUCACCAAGGACAACAGGCGCCAUUGCCAGGCAUGCCGGCUCAAACGCUGCGUGGACAUUGGCAUGAUGAAAGAGUUCAUUCUGACAGACGAGGAAGUGCAGAGGAAGAAGGACCUGAUUCAGCGUAGGAAGGACGAGGAGGCGCAGCGCGAAGCGGAGAGGGAGGCGCGGAGGCCCCGACUCACCGACGAGCAGAGUCAGGUCAUCACCACGUUGGUGGAGGCGCACCAUAAAACAUAUGACGACUCCUACUCUGACUUCUGCCGCUUCAGGCCUCCGGUGCGUGAGGGCCCCGUGACACGAAGUGCCAGCAGAGCGGCCUCUCUCCACUCCCUGUCGGACGCGUCCUCUGAUUCUUUCAGUCACUCUCCAGAGUCUGUUGACACCAAAAUGAACUUCAACAACCUGCUGAUGAUGUACCAGGAGCAGGGCAGCAGCCCUGACUCCAGCGAGGAGGAGGGCUCCAGCUUCUCCAUGCUGCCCCACCUGGCUGACCUGGUCUCCUAUAGCAUCCAGAAGGUCAUCGGCUUUGCCAAGAUGAUCCCCGGGUUCAGGGAGCUGACUGCAGAGGACCAGAUUGCUCUGCUUAAGUCCAGCGCCAUUGAGGUGAUCAUGCUGCGUUCAAAUCAGAGCUUCAACCUGGAAGACAUGUCCUGGAGUUGCGGUGCCCCUGACUUUAAAUACCAGAUCAGCGAUGUCACCAAAGCGGGCCACACUCUGGAGCUGCUGGAGCCGCUGGUAAAGUUCCAGGUGGGCCUGAAGAAGCUCAACCUGCACGAGGAGGAACACGUGCUGCUGAUGGCCAUCUGUUUGCUUUCUCCAGACCGGCCAGGUGUGCAGGAUCACGCGCGGAUCGAAGCCCUCCAAGACCGCCUGUCGGAGACGCUGCAGGCCUACAUCCAGCUCCACCACCCGGGCGGGCGGCUGCUGUACGCCAAGAUGAUCCAGAAGCUGGCCGACCUGCGCAGCCUCAACGAGGAGCACUCCAAACAGUACCGCUCACUGUCCUUCCAGCCGGAGCACAGCAUGCAGCUCACCCCGCUGGUGCUGGAGGUGUUUGGCAGUGAGGUCUCCUAGAAGCCACCUUCUGAACCUCAGCGGUGGAGAGGAAGCUGGAGACAAAAAAAACCCCCGAGAGGGGUUAAAAAACGGACGGAGGGAGCUGAGGAUGUGCUGGAUGGACUAAAUGGAGGUGUGGGGUGUGAAGCAAAUGGAGGAGAGAAAGAGGUUCGUGUGUGUGUGUACGUGUGUGUGUGCGCGUGUGUCUCUAUGUAUGUAUCACGUCUAACUCUUGGUGUAAGGGCCAAGGUUGUAUGGAGAGCAAGCAGAUGCUAACAGACAUAGUAAACAAGGGAAUUUUAUAUAGUAUAUACAUAUAACUUCUGCCUAUAUACAGUAUUUUUGUCUGUAUUUAAAUCAACCAACAGCUGCUUCAAAUACCUGGACAUUUCGUGUGGGCACAUGUUGUGCACACGCCAACACAACAAACAUACUCAGUUAUUCAUUUAGCCAUUCAGUUGAGCUACCUCUUUGUUUUACCGGGGUUGUUUUGUAUUUACAUCACCUACGUGAAACAGUAACUUUUACACAGAACAGUUUAGAUACAGUACGGAUUACGUAUCAGUUUACCGGUGCAAAAGCGGUGCCUGCACAUUACUUCGAACUUCUGAUGAUUGCAAAAGCGUGUAUUGUGUUUUUUGUUGUUUUUUUUUUUUUUUUUUUCCAUUUGUUUUCUUUUUAUCUGCUUCUCUCCAAGGCAGCAUAUGUAUAUGACUGUGUAAACAAAUCAAACACACGCCUUUCACCUUUUCACCAAAGGUAUGGUCAACUACUCUCGAAAAGCUUCCAGUACCUAAAAAUAACUUUGCUGCUCCGUGGCUCGCUUCGCUCAUGCAGCCACUCUGCGACUUGUCUAGCUUCACAGCCUAUGAAGGAAAAAACUGUCAUUAUAGAGGUUUCUACUACGGAGUACAGAGCGUUAGUCUGUAAUUUAGUGAAGUUUUAAUAGGACCUGAUUUUGAGGUGAGAAUUAGCCACUAAAUGUGUUAGCUACUUUUACACUGCUAACUGUCAAUCGAACCAAGCCUGCAUUAUGGCUUGUUACUCUCUUUCAAAAUUGUUUUUCAUUAUUCUUCUCUUUUUUUUUGUUUAAUUGUUUAUUUCCAUGUAAAUAGUUAAUUGCUAUCACUUGUAUCCUAAGCACUGUUAUACCACCUUUUACUCGAGCAUAUGUAUUGCUAUACAGUAUCUAUAUUAUCACAGAUUUUAAAGGGCUACAAUGCCAAAUCUAACUGGAAUAGUAUAUCAAGGCCAAAGCAAGGGGCCUUUGUUUUUAAUAUAUAGCUGCGUACCAUACUUGGAAUUGGCAUAGAUGUGGAUACAAUUGCAAUAGAGGCUUUUGUUUUAUACGUCAUUUUCCCCUUUAAAACAAUUCCAUGAAUUGUUCCUCUUCAGUACACCGUGAGCUCAGUGGGCGGAGAGCUUGGGAAGCUGCUUCAAACCUCCACAGAUAUUACAACCCUUUCGUUUCUGACUGGGGAGUGGAUUUUCUAGAAUGUCUGAGGGCCUGGUGGUAGUAGCGGUGGUGGUGGUGGUGGUGGUGGUGCUGCUGCUGCUGCUUCUGCUUCUGCUGCACACCUCUACACCCCGGCCCUCCUGUUUGAUGAUGUAUGCUGCGCAGCCCUCUAGUGGCUGUAAUGUGUAAAUACCAGGUAUAAAUAUAUGUGUCUGCCGCUGUACAUAGGGCUACAUAGAUUCUUAAGGCUAUUUUUUUCAAAGAUAUAUAUGCAAAUACCAUGGACCCUUUUUUGUUUUUUGAUCCAUUAUCACCAUGUUCUGAAACACUAUGCUCUUUGUUUUUACUUCUGUCAUUGGGGUUUGGAUGGUGGGGGGGGGGUAAAUGGGGAUUUCUUGUAUAUCUGACAGUCAGGUUGUUAUUUGUUUAGUCGUGGGUUAAUGAUUUCCAAGGUUCAUUUUCAGAAAGAAGACAAACUAAACAUGUCGCGCUGCUCUCAACUAUAAGCCAUAUGGAUCACCGAGUUAGUUAUACACACACGAUACAUUACAGUACAUCAAAAAUAAUGACUCCAGAGCCUUGGACAUUUCUCAUUUCAUCAUCUACUAAAUGUAUACGCUAUUUAUCUGUGGCUUUUGGAACAUGAGCUUGUAUGUGAUAAGAACUUAAAUGACUUCUCUCUGCUGCUGCUGCUUCAUCAGACAGCAUCUAAUGGCUUAUAACCCAAACUGCCAGGAGACUUUUAAACGCUUAGGUUUACAGGCCAGUAAUAUAUGGCGUGCUGCAUGUGGGAUUAUGGUAAAAUUAUACGAGACGACGUGUCUUCUAUAUUGAGACAAUUCUCCAAAGAAACGUUCCACUUCCUGCCAAGUGAAAAAAGAUUUCAUUUGAGGCAACUUCGCUUAAAGGAAAUCAUUCGCAGAGGUGAUACUAAAGUUUCUUUCUUUUUUUUUUUGGUCUUCUGUUUGCUGUGUGACGGAGGACUACCGUUCAAACGAUUCUUGGGAUUGGCCAUCUGUGUAGAGUUUCCUUCAUCUCAAUAGACCAGAGUUACUCUAAAGAAGAUGCGAGGACUUUUUUUUUUUUUUUUUUUUUUUUUCGGGUUAAACGCAACAUUUUCUCGCUGAUUUUCGUGAGAAGACGUUAAUUUGAGUCAUUCAUUUUCACACCUACCAUUGGAAUCAAGGUCCACUCUACGUUACUGUGGCUUUCUUUUAACUCUUCUUAGUCACUGUGACACCAGACGACAGCCGGAGCUUGAUUGAUGCUUGGAUAGCACAUUCGGACGUUCCCAUAUUCCCAUAAUCACGAUAAGUAUUGGAAAAAAAAAAAAAAAAUCCUUGGGAUUAUAUAGAUAUAAUUCCAUACCCUGCUGUGAUUGAACUCUUAAAGGAGUUGAAGCUCGAGUGUCGUUAGGCAGUACCACUCGUAUGUAUAGUAUGUCAGUUUGAUGAGGGGUAUGAUGUGCUUGGUUACUGAACACUGACUUUUGAAGUUUUGAAACGUCUCCAUGUUGAUUUUAUUUUUCUGAAUACAUACUCCGGUAUGUAUGACGUGGGUUUGAUUUAGUUGUACUUUCUUUUUUUUUUUCGAGAUAGAGGUGCAGUGUUGAUUUGUGUAUGUUAAAUACAGUGGGAGGUUUGGUGAAUACGUAAGUGCCACAGGGAGAGUUCCCUCCACACAAGAACAGGGUAAACGAGGAGUUGCGCUUGGGGAUUUCAAAACCAAACAGGAAAACUCUUGAGGAUCUUUUAGUACGUCUCCUAAAUUGAGCAAUUAGAUUUGCAUCAGUGUCAUGCGGCGCGAGGGGGAAUUCAGAGCUGGGAGGUUUCAUCCUGCGAAUAUCUGGUUAAAACUUCAUCCCACAUUUAUCCCCGUUUCACCCGAAACACCGUGCGCACAUGUGAAUGCGGUUAAAUCCGAAAAAAUAUGGAGCAUCCCCCAAAGAUUCCUGUUUGGUUUUUUUACCGCGGUAGGCUGCUCAGUAUCUGUAAGUUCUUAACUCUGCAUUGUGGUUGUCAAAUACUGGAAAGCAUACGUCAACGGAAAUCCACCACACAUUAAAAACGGAUCCACCCUCGUUGAGAUUUCCGCGAUAUCGGCAACAUAACCCAGUGACCUGCAAUAUACUACUCACGGUACACUAUCACCAGCAAGCUUUACAGCUUCUUCAUAUUAGCAGACAUUUUUGAAGUUUUUCUGUAACUGUUGCCAUUACAAGUCCUGUCUGAAAACAUGUAGGAUACCAUUCAACCGAAAACUGUUGGCCAUCUCCCAAACGAAGCAUUUUAACUCCUUUAUAUUUUGUUCCUCCCUUUAGGACAGGGAUUGUAAUGGAAUCAACUUAAUGUAGUUCUUUAAAAAGAAAAAAGAAAAAAAAGGAGUGUCCACAAUGUAUGUACACCAUAAUCUACCUAAAAAACCUACCUCUUUUAGCUCAGAUGUUGCUUUAGCAUUAAGCAUUUGCCUCUGUUUUUACUUUUUAUAAUAUUUGUAUUCAUGUUGGUAUUUAUUGCUGUCUAAUGAGUCAUACUUCAAUGAUUACCUCAGAGAUAUCUCACAGAUUUGGGAGAGUCCAGCUAAUGAAGUCAUUCAUAGUUUUUUUGUUUUUGUGUACAGUUUUUCUUUUUUUUUCUUUUUAGCAAUGCCUCUUUUUCUUUUUUCUCUCUCUCUUUUUUUUUAACGCACAAAUACCAGGAGUGUUUUUUUUUUGUUUUUUUGUUUUUUUUUUUUAAAUAGUGCCUCCACUCUGACCGUUGGGGCUCUGGCUAGGAUGAGGAGGCUGCACUCACUCCAGAAGCGGCGUCCUUUUCUGUCCCCCCCCACCCCCUUCGUUUUUAUAUCCACGUAGUUCUCAGCGACGUUUAGAUGCUUCUUUUCUGCCGCCGCGUUGCUGAUAUCUACGGUGCGUUCGUAUUCUUCGAGGGGCGACCGGAAGAGGGGAACUUUUCUGAGUGAAUGCAGCCGUGAAGAAGUAGAAGACUUUGUGGCAGCAGGAGAAGCGAGAGCUGUGCUUUGUGCUCCACUUGGUACUUUUAGCAUGGCCUAUAGUACGUCUUCUUGUCAUUUUCUUUUUUUUAAUUAUUUGAUUUUUGAUUUUUUUUUUUUUUUUUUUAUAACCCAUAUCCUCUUUGUGUCUUCACUUCUCCUUCUGUCGUAAAGUCUGUUCGCGCAACUUCAUCAUUCCCUGCCAACGUUUGGUCAAACAAGGGGAAUUAGGAGGGGUGUAAAAGCCUCAGUGUCCAUGCAAUGCUGCUUUUUAUCUCGAGCGCCACCAAGUUGCGUUCAAUCGACACUACGUAACACAGGCAACGUCCAAAGUGUCGGCCCCAAAGCAGCGCGGCAAAGCCUCACCGGAAGAGAGUGUCUUUUGAAAAGUACUCAACUUAGUGCUGCUCACUGGGGGGAAAUAAAAAAAAAAAUAAAAAAUAUUCCAGUUAGAUCCUAGUAUCAUUAAUGGAGCAACUACUCACUUUUGGUGAACUCAAACCAAGCUUUUUUUGUAUUCAUGUCAAUCUGCUUCAGGUAAACACUGAAUGAAAAUUAGAGAGUUUUUAUUGAUUGGCGAGGAACAGUGUGGCCACGGUCACGUCUACCCCGAGCUGUGUGCCAUAACGUGAGCCUUUUCAUGCAGGGGGAGGGCGUCUGCGAAAGCCGGCCUCACGUGUUCCCAAGCUUCAUUAGAGUGGGGAGAUCGGUUGUCUGAGUGUGAGAUUGGCUUCUAACUUAGUACUCUGUCAAGCCACGUAUAUAUCGACCUUUAUCCUCAUAUAUAUAUAUAUAAAUAUAUAUAUGAGGAAUAAAUCUGAAUUUGGCGUUGAAUUCUCGCCCUGCGUUGUGAACCCAAAUCAUGCCACAUUCAAUUUAAACGCCUGAACCAACAAAAGCACUUAAUAUAAUGUUUGUAACACAUGUAUACUGAUCAAGCUACUAGCCAUAAACUGCCUGUGUAGGUCAGCAUGAUGUGGCUCCAAUUAUCAAGACAGUUGCCUAAAUUCUAAUGUAAUUGCAAUUUAUCUUUUGUCUCUUUUUUUUUUUCAAAGAUCUUUUUUCUAUUAUAAAUUGGUGUUUAUGUAAUGUUAUUUUUGUCUGAUGUUUUGCAAAUCAAAAAUAAACAGUUGUACAUAG
Messenger RNA from Mugil cephalus (flathead mullet), 7935 nucleotides. RefSeq names its product vitamin D3 receptor B. Lineage: Eukaryota; Metazoa; Chordata; Actinopteri; Mugiliformes; Mugilidae. Bases 1092 to 2369 code for a protein of 425 amino acids. The record is from RefSeq and is a predicted model, not a curated record. Gene Ontology annotation, cellular component: nucleus. Gene Ontology annotation, molecular function: zinc ion binding; nuclear receptor activity; vitamin D response element binding. Gene Ontology annotation, biological process: cell differentiation; negative regulation of transcription by RNA polymerase II; positive regulation of transcription by RNA polymerase II. The transcript is spliced from 10 exons.